CCUACCACCCUCCCCCAGCCCCGGAGACCUAGGCGGGGACCCCGGGAUCGGACGUCCCCGUGCCUCCGGGCACCUGGCUCAGCAGGAGUCCCCCGGGUCGGGGCAGGGCGGGGUCGGCAGCGGCGAGCCCGAGCCCCCCCGGCGCCCAGGCCCCUCGGAGCCCUCAGAACCCACCCAUGGGGUACCGGCUCCCCGCGUCCCCUCGCCCGGCUGCGCCCAGCUCGGCGCCCCCAGCCGCGCAGAGGAGGAGCCCGGCGCAGUGACCCGGGAGCCGCUGCAGGAAGCCUCGGCGGCGGUGGCGGCGGCGGCGGCGGAGGCUGGAGAGGCAGGCGGUUCCCCGCACCUCCAGGCGCUUCCAGGCAGCCCUCCAAGCCGUGCCAGAGGCCCGGCUGGCCAUUCUCAGACAGAAGACGGACGCCCAGACAGGAGCCGCGCAGAGGAGGCCAAGGCCGCCAGCAAGAGGCUGCAAGGCCGGGUCCAGGGCCUCCUGACACCCGCUCCCCGCUCUGUGCCGCAGUCCCGAGCCAUGAUGAAGACCCUGUCCAGCGGGAACUGCACGCUCAGCGUGCCCGCCAAGAACUCGUACCGCAUGGUGGUGCUGGGCGCCUCGCGGGUGGGCAAAAGCUCCAUCGUCUCCCGCUUCCUCAACGGCCGCUUCGACGACCAGUACACGCCCACCAUCGAGGACUUCCACCGGAAGGUCUACAACAUCCGGGGCGACAUGUACCAGCUGGACAUCCUGGACACGUCCGGCAACCACCCCUUCCCUGCCAUGCGCAGGCUGUCGAUCCUCACAGGGGAUGUCUUCAUCUUGGUGUUCAGCCUGGACAACCGGGAGUCCUUCGACGAGGUCAAGCGCCUCCAGAAGCAGAUCCUGGAGGUCAAGUCCUGCCUGAAGAACAAGACCAAGGAGGCGGGGGAGCUGCCCAUGGUCAUCUGCGGCAACAAGAACGACCAUGGCGAGCUGUGCCGCCAGGUGCCCGCCACCGAGGCCGAGCUGCUGGUGUCGGGGGACGAGAACUGCGCCUACUUCGAGGUGUCGGCCAAGAAGAACACCAACGUGGACGAGAUGUUCUACGUGCUCUUCAGCAUGGCCAAGCUGCCCCACGAGAUGAGCCCCGCCCUGCACCGCAAGAUCUCCGUGCAGUACGGCGACGCCUUCCACCCCCGGCCCUUCUGCAUGCGCCGCGUCAAGGACGUGGACGCCUACGGCAUGGUCUCGCCCUUUGCCCGCCGCCCCAGCGUCAACAGUGACCUCAAGUACAUCAAGGCCAAGGUCCUUCGGGAGGGCCAGGCCCGUGAGAGGGACAAAUGCACCAUCCAGUGAGCGGGAGGGACGCCGGGGUGGGCGCUUGGGCGGUGCCUUCCGGGAAGUGUCCCCCCCCCCCCCCCCCCGUGCCCGCUGCCCGUGCCCCCCGCCCCCGACGAGACCCCAGUGGCAGCCGCGUUCGAAGGCCUCUGGCUCCAGACCGGGGCACCCCAGCCUCUGACCUCUGUGUGUUCUGCCUCCUCGCCGCUUCCCUCUGAUUCUGCUUUUUUCGAGGUGCCCCCCCCUCCCCCGGCGCAUUUAGCCCCUCCCCGCGGGGACAGGUCACUGCGGGGCUGGGGACAAGGGUGGGAGACAUCCGGACUUGUGCCGGUCCCCAAGUCAGAGCCUUCUCGUCCUUGGGGUUGGAGGAAACGCUGACGCAGGAGGGGCCGGAAUCCCUACGCGGACGGAGCCUUCUGGAACGGUCGCGGGUGGAAACGACUCCCGGGGUCUCCGCCGUGCUGCUUGAGACCCCAGACUCUCGCCCUCUCCGACUCAGCUGUUUGGGCCCCUGCCCCCAGGGUGGCCCCCAGCCGUCCCGGUCGGUCGGGGACGUGAGCCAGCGGCGGCUGUGUGUGUGAAGAGGGGCGUGGCCACGUCUCCCUGCCCACGGCCGUCCGUCUGGCGGAUGCCUCGUCUGCUGGUUGUGUGUUGCUAAUCGUUGUCCUGUAAAAGCUACUGACGCCUCGUUGGCCAGACCCCCGCCCAAGUUAGACCCACCGCCUCUGCUGGGGAUGCCUUCCUCCCCCUUCCCAGACAGGGUUCCCCGUGGCCUGCCUGCAGCUGGACACUGCCCUCGAUAAUGAGCUUCACAAUUUACAUUUGCACGGGGCAGGGGAUGGGGGGGGGGGGGGCAGGCUGGGGCUGCUUCUCCUGCCCCCAUUUUGCAGAGGAGGUGGCUGAGACUCGGGGGGGGGUAGGUGACAUGUCCCAGCGCCGCCCCCCCCCCACCUCCCCGUACCCCCCGCGCUUCACCUCGUUCAGGGCAGGGCUCUGCCUAGAACCACGCCGUCUUCUACUGUGCUCGUUCCUCAAGCAUUUAUUGAGCGCCUGCCGGGUGCCGGGUCCACUGUGUGCUAGGAAACAAAGAGGAUGAGCAGUGCACUUUAUGACCCCGAGGCCAGGCCCAUCCCCAGCCUCUCGGCCUGUUCCCCUUCACCCGCAUGGCCUGUACCCACCCCUGCUGCCCGUCUGUCUCGUGCAUUUGGAGCUUUUGCGGUGGGGGGCGGGGGGGUGCUGCAGGUGCAGCUGGGAGCCAGAGCUGAGCCCGGAGAGGUAGGUGGAAAGCUCCUCGUGGGUCUUUCCCUCUUGUCUGGCGCUGGACUGCUGCGUCCUGGGUGUGACGGGAUUGGAGCCCGUAGACCGAAGGCCUGUCGUCAGCUCUUAGCAAGUACGUUUUGUGUCUUAAUCUCCUUUAAAAUAUUGAGAUUUAGGGCUACAAGGAACCUUAGCGAUCACCUAGUGACUCUUUCUGAGGCCCAGAGAGGGUGAGCAACUCGCCCCAGCUCACACAGCAAGUCUGUGAGCGGCAGAAGCAGGGCUAAGUCUGGGCGUUCGGCACGCACCCCGAGGUGCCCCCUCUCCUGAUGCUCCCUCUGCCCUUGAGGCCUUCAGAGAAUGGAGGUGUCUUCCCCGAGCCUGUCUCUAGAUGGGUCUUUGAGGGCUCCUAUAAGUUCUGUGUACACGCCCACGUUUGUCUACAUGCACCCGUGUGAACACCGAGAUGUGCGUGUGCCCCGACUCCAGCUCUGCGUACCCGCUGCCUCCACCCUGCCACCUGCCGCUCAAGUCAGCGGCUCUGACCCUGCUUCUGUGCCCUCGCCCAGCCCCGGCCUGAGCCCUCCCAGUGGACUGGGUACCGUGGCCAGGGCAGGCGUGUGACCUGGUCCCACCCAGUGACGCCCCUGCUGCCCCACAUCUCU
Messenger RNA from Prionailurus viverrinus (fishing cat), 3231 nucleotides. It is a transcript of the gene RASD2, whose product is annotated as RASD family member 2. NCBI's taxonomy places the organism in Eukaryota, Metazoa, Chordata, Mammalia, Carnivora, Felidae. The record is from RefSeq and is a predicted model, not a curated record. The transcript has 3 exons. Bases 527 to 1327 code for a protein of 266 amino acids. Gene Ontology annotation, molecular function: GTPase activity; GTP binding.